Molecule: messenger RNA, 876 nt
Organism: Lasiosphaeria miniovina
Lineage: Eukaryota; Fungi; Ascomycota; Sordariomycetes; Sordariales; Lasiosphaeriaceae
Product: GPR1/FUN34/yaaH family-domain-containing protein
Exons: 3
Coding region: 1-876 (291 amino acids)
Cellular component (GO): plasma membrane
Molecular function (GO): acetate transmembrane transporter activity
Source: RefSeq, a predicted model, not a curated record
AUGGCGGAUCUCAACCACCCCGGCUCCGAGAAGGAGAUUGGCCAAACCACGGGGGCGGCGCCUGGUGUUAAUGGCUCCCAUGCCACUGCCCGGGACUACCACAACCCCAUGGCCCACAUCCACUCGAACCAGGAGGCUCGUCUACCCGCCUUUGGUGGUGAGUUUCAGCCCGGUCUCUACCGGUCGGUCGAGGCGCGCAAGUUCGCGAACCCGGCUCCGCUGGGUCUCAGCGCCUUCGCCCUCACCACCUUCGUCCUCUCGGCCGUCAACCUGGGCGCCCGCGGCGUUUCUGCUCCCAAUGUUGUCGUCCCCCUAGCUCUCGGCUACGGCGGCGUCGUCCAGCUCCUGGCUGGCAUGUGGGAAAUGGCCGUCGGAAAUACCUUUGGUGCCACGGCGCUCUCGUCCUACGGUGGCUUCUGGAUUGCAUACGGCAUCUUGCUCACCCCGAACUGGAACAUUCUUGGACCCAACGGACCCUAUGCGUCCCCUGCAACCCAGGCCAUCGACCCCAAGAUGGGUGAGUCGGCUGUCGGCUUCUUCCUGACGGGCUGGUUCAUCUUUACGACGAUUCUACUCCUCUGCACGCUGCGCUCGACCGUCAUGUUCUUCCUGCUCUUUUUCACCCUCGAUCUGGCCUUCCUCAUGCUUGCCUGCGGUGCCUACGCCAACGACAACAACGCCAUGGACGCCUCCAAGAAGCUGACCCAGGCCGGUGGCGGUUUUGGCAUGCUCGCGGCCUUUUUAGCAUGGUACAACGCCUUUGCCGGUAUUGCCGACAGCAGCAACUCUUUCUUCCUCAUCCCCGUCUUCCACUUCCCGUGGUCCGAGAAGGGCCGCGAGAUCCGGGUCAACAAGUCGGAGCGCGACACCGUCUAA